Messenger RNA from Eupeodes corollae, 4196 nucleotides. It is a transcript of the gene qvr, whose product is annotated as protein quiver. The record is from RefSeq and is a predicted model, not a curated record. The transcript is spliced from 5 exons. The coding region runs from base 1623 to 2183 and encodes 186 amino acids. NCBI's taxonomy places the organism in Eukaryota, Metazoa, Arthropoda, Insecta, Diptera, Syrphidae. Gene Ontology annotation, biological process: regulation of synaptic transmission, cholinergic; sleep; positive regulation of voltage-gated potassium channel activity.
AUAUGAACUAACCAAUGUUUAGUAGCUUUUUUGCAGUUUUUCAUUUCUUGUGAAAAGAACUGUCAAAUAGGUUUUUAUAUAAAAGUCAAACACGUUAUUCUGCGUUCCACUUAUUAUUCUGGAGGAAUUUUAAUUUUCUGUUUCUACAAUAAAUAUUUUUAUUUUGAUCUACAUAUGAAUGUACAUAAAAAACUGUCAACUGAAUUUUUAUUAAACUUAUACCAACGUCACGAUGUACCAUAUUCAAUUUUCUUGAAGUUAAUAUCAUUGAAUUUGAAUCCCUUUUUUAAAUUGGUAUAUUAGAAACUUCUUAUCUAACUUAUCUCUAUGUUAUUAUCUGUAGAUCAAAAUGUAUUUAAAGUCGAUAUCUCUGAAGUUUCUUGAGAUAUGACUGUCGAAAAAGUUAGAAAAGGUAUAAAAGGAGCAAACGUAUGUACGUAACGUUAAGAAAUGUCAAAAAAUUUAAUUUGCCAAACCGAAAUAAUUCUAAUAAAAAGAAUUAAGUUUUAGGGUGAAAAGUUAAAGACUCAAUUAUUAAUCAUAAAAAUUUGUCUUUGAAAAGAGUAGACAUUCUUUUUUUCAAUAACUCGUUGAUAACUGAAUUUUUGAAGCACGUUUCCAAGCAACUCUAUUUCCGAUAUCAAUACAUUUCAUGAAAUACUUUUAAAACUUUUCAAGUUCAAAACCUCUUUGUAGGUAAUUUUAUUGACAAUAGUGCCUCAAUAUACAUAUACUACAUGGCUAAUUACAACUGACACAUAAUACCUUCCCUUCCUCUACACCCACUCCAUACGCCUUCCGAGGCUCAGGCUCAAAUUCAAAUUAUAAAAAAUGUGUUUUUAAACAUCUGUUUUUAUUUGUUUAAUUAACGAAUGAUAUCUCCUUAAUGGCGCAAAACUAAAGUGACAGUAAAUUUCCGUGUUCAUUUAAACAUCGAUAUCAUGUGCAUUUCACAUCUUUCAUCCUCACAUUAAGUCUUUUUAUAUAUAUGUAUAUUCGAUUUCUGUACUCGUAUUUCGUUAAUAGUGAUCUUGUAGUAUCUAUUGUUUUAUAUAUUAUUUCGUAGAAAAACAAGAAAACAAUAAUUAACAAUAAUUAAAAUGACACACAGUGUACAUAAAAGUAAUAUUUUAGUGGUUGUUUGAUGUCUUUUACAUGAGUUCUCAAACAUCAAACUAUUUAAACAAGCCUUAGAAGCAUUAUGCAUUUGCUUUAGCAGCAAGUUGUCAAUGUCAACUUCCUAAAUCGAUGUUAUCAAAUACACACCUUCUCCAUUCAUCCAACAACUGAGGCAAAAAUUGACACUACACUUUGCGCAGUCCUACCACAAUAAUAACAAAAUAAACCCCAUCAUUACAAACCAUCGAUUUCUGCUCAACCCGUUUAACCCCGUCAAGUGAUUGUUAGAACUUCUAUUCUGGACUGGCACGCAUCGUUUGAGAAGUGGAAGGAGGAGAAAAUCAAUACCAAAAGUGGACAUCUGGCGAAGCGUGAAAUACAAUAUACUUGAAAUUGAAAUCCCACUUUAAUUAGCAGCAAUAAUAAAGCAGAAUAUUUGACCUGUAUUUGACGAGGAGCAAAAGUUAACAUAGAACCAAUUCUAUAUUCCAUCAAUUUUCACAAUGACCUAUCUAAAGCUAGGAAUAUGUGACUAUUUGAACUCAAAAGGGAUAUUUAUGAUAGCAGUUAUCACGCUGAUAUUGAAAUUUUCUGCGGCAGAUAAUUGUUUUCCAACCACAUUCGGGGUGCUUCUUUGGCUUUGGAUUCCACAGGUGUCAGCCGAAUGCCAAACUCGAACGAUCUAUUGCUAUGAAUGCGACUCAUGGACUGACGCACGUUGUCGCGAUCCCUUCAACUACACAGCUUUACCUAGGGAUCAACCACCUCUAACGACCUGCAGUGGAUGCUGCGUAAAAAUGGUGCGACACUCCAAAUCACCAUAUGAAGUUGUUCGUCGAAUGUGUACGUCUCAAUUACAAAUUAAUUUAUUUAUGGUCGAUCAUGUGUGCAUGAUGGAAAGUUCAGGCAAUGGACAUAUGUGCUUUUGUGAGGAAGAUAUGUGCAAUUCUAGUAAAAAUUUAUUACCAAAUCUAAAUCUUAAUUUUCUUGUGUUAAUCCCAUUUUCAAUUAUAGUUUUUAAUCAACUACGAAAACAAUUACAUACUCAAAUUAUUCAUAGUUAGAAAGAAAAUCUUAGUCAUUAUAAUUUCAAGUAGUUUUCGAGAUUCAAUCGUAUUAGAAGAAGAAAAAAAAACAAAGAUUAUUUUUCGAAUCACAGCAAUGCUUUAAACUCUCUUUAAUAGAAUUGAUUUAUUUUUGUUUGGUUUUAUAAUUUUUAUUUUUCUAAUAGGAUAAACUGAGUUAAUAUUAAAUAUAAAUACCUAAUAUUCCUAUGCAAUUUUUCAAAUACAAAUAUUAAGUCAGUUUAAAGACCAAAAUAUCGUACGUUCUGCUAUGUAGAUUACUAAAAAAACACCAUUAUUUGAACCUUCUAUUUAGGUAUAAAUAAUUGCAUGACAUUGUAAAGCAUGAUUUAACAUAAUUAAGAAUAAAUUCGUUGGACAUUCUAUAUUUUUUUUAAAUUAAAAAUAAGAUGUAUGUACGUAUAGUUAAAAGCAGCGUAAUUACAUAACAUAUUUAUGUAUAUCUAAAAGAUGCUCAUGAUUAUAAAAUAUAUAUAGGAUGUAAAUAAAUCAUAAACAUAUUUAUAUAGGAUAGGUUUUUUUCAAUUUUAUUUUCAUAAAUUGAGACAUACAUAUUUUUAUAAAUUACUACACAAAUCAUAUAAGAUUUUAUUCUGUAUCAUAAUCAAUGCGCUGAUCAAUGACAUGACGUUUUGGUAAGACAUAAUUUUAAAUCAUAACAUAUUACAUAACAACUCAUAUCAUAGCAUAGAAAUGCAAAAAAGACGACCGUAAGUUUUAAUGUAGUUUAAGGAAAAGUAUGAAUUUUGAAUGAAGCUGCAACUCCAAAAAACAAACGCUUUAGGGUUUGACAAAAUAAUUUUACUUGGUCAUAAGUUUUUGAUUUAAAUUCACGGAGUCCGUUGACAUUUUUUUAUUAUUCAUCGUCGUAAAUAACAUAAACUGUAUUUUAAAGUUAUUGGGCUUGAGAAUUAUUGAAAUACAAAAGAGUCGAACUGAAAACAAAGAGUCAAUGUAAAAUCAUCUCGAGAUACGAUUUUUCAGAUCCAGUGUUUCAAACUUUAAUUUUUCAGAAAACUCGAGUUCAUAUAUUGGAAAGUAAAAAUAAUAUUAAAUAAAUCUAAAUUACUUCAUUCAAAAGGUCAAAAUUUGUAAAAAUAAAUAUUUUAAAGUCACAAUUUUGUAGGUUCGGUGUACGAAAUGUUGAAUUGUUUCUGCUUAAAUGCUUACCUUUCUUUUCAGUUUUUUGAAAUCUCUUCCAAAAUUCCAUAACCAUCGAACUAAGCCAUAUUCUGUUUAAGCAGAUGUCGAUACAAAAUACUUGACAAAAACUUAUUAAAUACGUGAAAGAUGCUGGAAUAUUAAAAUUUGGAACAAUGUUUUCCAUUAUGUUUGACAUAAAAACAAAAAAUUGUCCAGAUGCUUCACAAAAUAAGAACUUACUUUAGACCUUUAAAUUAUUUUGUCACACAACUUCAAGGAAUAUAUUGCUAACUCAAAAAUAAAAGAAAAAAUGAGCUUAAAAAUUCAAAUUUAUUCUUCAAAUAAAAUUUUAUUGUUUUAAUUUUAUUUCAAAAAAAUUUUAAAUUCAUUAAAUUUACGAACAAAAAACAAAAAGGAUAUGUAUAUUUAUGUAUGUAUGUAUUUAUAUCAUAAACAAAUUUAUAGAUUUAGAUGUGCAUUCUAUAAGACAUAUAAUAUGCUUAUUUAAAAUAAUUUUAAAACAUCAUAACUCACAUGUGAUUAGAGAACCAUAUCAAACACUAUCGUUAUCGUUUAUUUUUGUUUUUAAAAUUGAGAAAUUCGUCAAAUUAACAUCUGUCACAUUUAUGGUUGCUUAAUAAAAAUCAUAAAAAGGUAAGGAAGGUUAGUUUCACACCAAGUAUUUAUAUCAAUUAACGGUAUUUUAGCACAGACAAUAUAUUUGGUACUUUUCAAGUACUCUCUAAAAAGCUUUAUUAUAGUUAUUAAACUGCUCUUUUUUGUUUAAAGCCUCGUAUAUGCUUCUUUAUUAGAUUUUCACCACAAAACACACGCCUUUGAAAAAAAUAA